Messenger RNA from Gossypium raimondii (Peruvian cotton), 3712 nucleotides. RefSeq names its product putative lysine-specific demethylase JMJ16. Gene Ontology annotation, molecular function: histone H3K4me/H3K4me2/H3K4me3 demethylase activity. Gene Ontology annotation, biological process: chromatin remodeling. The coding region runs from base 42 to 3428 and encodes 1128 amino acids. Gene Ontology annotation, cellular component: nucleus. Lineage: Eukaryota; Viridiplantae; Streptophyta; Magnoliopsida; Malvales; Malvaceae. The transcript has 11 exons. The record is from RefSeq and is a predicted model, not a curated record.
UGAAUUGUCAUCCAUUGUCUUGUGUAGUAAUACGGAUAGGGAUGGAACUUGUGAGAGUUUGUCUUGAAGAAAAGAAUGAUGAUAUUUCAUCAGUUCCACCAGCCUCUACUAGAGCCAUUCUAGUUGAAAAGGGAACUGGGUUGGCCAAUGAUGAAAGUUCAAAGAUUACAAGGUCAAUGUCUAUGAGGCGUCGACCUUGGAUAAACUAUGGUCAAUAUGAUAACAGUUCAGAAGAUGAACCCGAUCAUGGAAAGCUCAAUCAAGUAACUGCAAGAUGGCGUCCAGAAGAGGCAUGUCGGCCAGAUAUUGAGGAUGUACCUGUGUUCUACCCAACAGACGAGGAGUUUGAAGAUACUUUGAAGUAUAUAGCCAGCAUACGACCAAGAGCAGAACAAUAUGGAAUCUGUCGCAUUGUUCCUCCAUCUUCUUGGAAGCCUCCUUGUCCUCUUAAAGAAAAGAAUAUGUGGGAAAAUUCUAGAUUUGCUACUCGUGUGCAGAGGGUUGAUAAGCUUCAGAAUCGUGAUCCGAUGAGAAAAAUGUCAGAAGCCAAUAACAAUAUCAGGAGGAAAAGGAGAAGAUGCAUGAGAAUGGCUAUAGACUGUGGGCCUGAUAGUGGAAGCAUCUCAGAGUCUGAUGCUGGACUUUCUGAACUGGAGGGGUUUGGUUUUGAAGUUGGCCCUGAGUUUACUCUGGAUAGAUUUCAGAAAUAUGCAGAUAAUUUCAAGACCCAAUACUUUAGGUUGAAGGAAAAUGAUGUAAAUAUGGAAGGUAAAAUGACCAUUCUUCAAGAUCACCAUGAGCCUUCAAUUCAGAAUAUUGAAGGUGAAUACUGGAGGAUAGUGGAGAAAGCGACCGAGGAAAUAGAGGUCUUAUAUGGGGCUGAUCUGGAAACUGGAGUUUUUGGUAGUGGAUUCCAUAAGAAGCUAAAUCAAGUUGGACUUGCUUCUGAUGAAAAAUACAUAAAAUCAGGCUGGAACUUAAACAAUUUUCCCAGGCUUUCUGGAUCUGUCCUCUCGUAUGAAAGCAGUGACAUUUCUGGGGUUUUGGUUCCUUGGUUGUAUGUAGGAAUGUGCUUUUCCUCCUUUUGUUGGCAUGUUGAAGAUCACCACCUAUACUCGUUGAAUUACAUGCAUUUGGGUGCUCCAAAAAUUUGGUAUGGUGUCCCAGGAAAGGAUGCUUCUAAAUUGGAGAAGGCUAUGAGAAAGCAUUUGCCUGACCUUUUCGAUGAACAACCUGACCUGCUUCACAAACUGGUCACUCAGUUGUCCCCUUCCAUACUAAAAUCUGAAGGGGUACCUGUCCAUCGAUGUGUUCAGAAUGCGGGAGAGUUUGUUCUGACUUUCCCUAGAGCAUAUCAUGCAGGGUUCAACUCAGGUUUCAAUUGUGCAGAGGCAGUAAAUGUAGGUCCUGUUGAUUGGUUGCCCCAUGGACAGAUUGCUAUCGAGCUAUACCGUGAACAAGGAAGAAAAACUUCCAUCUCGCAUGACAAACUAUUGCUUGGAGCAGCAAGGGAAGCAGUCAAAGCUCACUGGGAGCUCAAUUUCGUGAAAAACUAUACUUCUGAUAACAUGAGAUGGAAAGAUGUGUGCGGAAAGAAUGGAGUCUUAUCUAAAACUCUCAAGGCACGUGUUGAGAUGGAGCGUUUAGCAAGGGAAUUUCUUUGCAGUUCCUCUCAGGCUGUGAAAAUGGACAGAAACUUUGAUGCUACUAGCGAAAGAGAGUGUUGUAUAUGUUUUUUUGAUUUGCACCUCUCUGCAGCGGGUUGUCGCUGUUCCCCUGAUAGAUAUGCAUGCCUCAAUCAUGCAAAGCACCUCUGCUCAUGUGCUAGGGAUGCCAAAUUUUUCCUCUUUCGUUACGAUAUAAAUGAAUUAAAUAUCCUUGUUGAGGCCUUAGAAGGAAAACUAAGUGCAAUCUAUAGGUGGGCAAGACUAGACCUUGGAAUGGCUCUGAGUUCAUACGCCUCCAAAGACAAUAUAAUGGAAGGAAUACCUAAAGAGGUGCAGUCAAAACCAUCGGUCGAUUCCUUCAAAGAUUUGCAAGGAGAAGAGAUGUUGAAAGAGAAGCCUUUGAUUUUAACUCUGAUAUCUAAUCCGAUGUUAUCACACCAAAGAGAUGAAGUAUCAGAGGCUGCGUUACCAUCAAAUGAUCCGAACUCUAAGUUGAAGAAAGAGGAUGUGAUUCUUUUUGGUUCAGACUUAAGCAUGCAUGGAGGCCAAACUGCCAUGGAAAGUAAAGUGAAAAAGCCUGUAGCUCCAGUGGGUGAUAAUAUUAAUCUUCUUAGCUAUGAUGAACCAAAGAAACCAGUUUUAGAAAGACCAACAGAACAUUUUGUUGCUAAGCAGUCAGAAGCCUCAACAAGAUGUACUGAAAACUUGAGUCCAUAUACUUGCAACAAUGAGCCUAUAACUGAUGCCAGUUCACCUGAUUUACAAAGGAAUGGUUGUUCAUUUCAAUAUUUACAAGGGAAAGAGGAGCAUACUGGAAAUGGCAUCACAUUGCUAGGAUCUAAUGACCUGGAAAGCAACCAUCAGGAACUGCUACUGUUGGGCAGUGAAAAAGCUAACAAGGAGAAACAUGAGAAUGUAGGAGCUAUUGCCUCUUUAAGUUCAGUUGAUAAUGCAAGAAGUAAUGUAGGAGCUCCAACUUGCUCACAAAAUAAUCUAGACAGAAAUUUCCGGCAGAAAGGUCCUCGAAUUGCCAAGGUAGUGCGUAGAAUCAACUGUAAUGUUGAGCCUCUGAAGUUCGGAGUUGCGCUCUCUGGGAAGUUAUGGUGUAACAGCCAGGCCAUUUUCCCUAAAGGAUUUAAGAGCCGCGUUAGGUAUAUAAGUGUUUUAGAUCCAACAAAUAUGGCAUACUAUGUCUCAGAAAUUCUGGAUGCUGGGAGGGAUGGACCUUUGUUCAUGGUGUCUGUGGAGCAUUGUCCCAAUGAAGUAUUCAUUCAUGUUUCAGCUACCAGAUGCUGGGAGAUGGUGAGGGAGCAAGUGAAUCAAGAGAUCACAAAGCAGCACAGACUAGGAAGAACCAACCUCCCACCAUUGCAACCUCCCGGAAGCCUUGAUGGCUUUGAAAUGUUUGGUUUUUCAUCACCAGAAAUUGUGCAGGCUAUUGAGGCAAUGGAUCUAAAUCGAGUUUGUAUGGAGUAUUGGGACUGUCGGCCAUACUCACGGCCUCAAGUGCAGAUUCCACAACAUUUUCAGCCUCCUGGUAAUGGUGGGAACUUAGAAACAACAUCUGGGGAACAAAAUGCAGGGGCUUAUCAGAAUAACUGCUUGCCUGAUGGAGUUGACGCACUACUCGGAAGACUAUUCAAGAAAGCCAACUCAGCAGAACUACAUUCACUUUAUAGUAUUUUAAGUGAUAAAAGACCACCCAUGGGUAUAGACCUCGUAGCUCGACUCCUUAACGAAGAGAUUCACAGUCGUGGAUGAUUGAAAUUCUUUGGUCAUGCAGAUUCUUAAAUACCAACAUCCUGUUUUCAUGCAACUUGCCCGCAAUUAUUCAAUCCGUCAUUUUUUGUUUUGAAUUGGAGAAGAUUGAAGACAGUAGGUUAGUUAUUUUACUGUCGGAUUUUUUGCAUGCGGAUCGAUGCUCCGAUUGGCUUCCGGCCCUGAGUUGGGCGGGACAUUGGUAGUUUGGUUUCAUACCAUUCUCAUUAAAAAACAGAGCUAAUUGUAACUGAAUUUUAUCUAUUAUAUUUGAACAAUUUGAUAAA